GAAGCCCGCGCCUGAGCACUCGCCACAGUCUACUACCGCGCGCUCAUCACGACGGACGCAGAACGAUCGCGAACGAACGAACGAACGAACGCGUGCAAUUAAACAGAAGCGGAAAAAGAGAGGAAACAAGAACGCUUCGAACUCGUCCGAAAGGAGUUGAAGUCCUUCCCGUUUUCAACUUCGUGCAGCGUGCUUCGUGUCAAUGCUGGUGAAUUGUGUGCGGUGCGAUGCGAUAACGAUCCCUGGUGCCCCUCGCACGCGUCCAUAGUUUAUAUGGCUGAUUUGUCCUUUUUCGAGCAAGGAUAAAACAAGGUUUUGUGAUUGGUGAGUUCGCUUUCUGGAGUGAUUUUGCCGCGCAGCGGAGUGAACAGACAGACAGUGAGGGAAGUGAAGUGACACCGAGCUCUGGCGGGGGUUCGAUUUUCUGUGCUGUGGGAUUCAACAACUUUGUGGGUGGGUUCUUGUGAAAGGUGUAAUCAAGGGUGAAGGAGUUGCGAGCGGACGCUUCCAUUUUUCGAUUCCAAAAACGACGUAGUAGGCUUAGUGAGUGAGGAGCGAAGGUUCCGCAUCCUUGGCGUUUGGCUGUCAGUAGUGCUGUGUGACAAGUGAGCAAACACAAAACACAUACAAAAAGAAGAAGGAGAAGAAAACACAACCACACCAUGCGUGACUUUGCGAGUCUGUUCGGCAGUCAGUAUCAAACAAUAUUCGGCGGCAGUCCGAGCUGCGCUGGUGGCAGUUUGGGCGGUAGCAGCAGCGGCAGCAGCAGCAGUGGAGACUGUUGCUCCUCGGCGGGCGGUGGCGGCAGCUCCGGGACGUCACAGCGCCGCCGGUCAGUGAGCCUGGGCCCGUUCCGGCGCCGGAUUCGGAGUGAAUUUUCCCUGCUCGACUAUUUCUUCCACCAACCGAAGCAUGGCCGACACACGCGCUACCCCAACCGAACGUUUAUGCUUAUGGCCGCCGGCUUCAUGUUCAUUAUCUGCGGUGCGCUCAUUCACAUCCUUGAUCCUUAUUUACUAAUAUUUAAAUGGAAACUAAUCUUCCAGGAAGGGUCGGAAAUUUUCAACCUCUGGCGCACACCGCCCGUCGAUCUGUACAUCAAGAUCUAUCUCUUUAACGUGACCAACGCGGAAGACUUUAUGGCGGGCCGGGCCGAAAAGAUGCAGAUCGAGGAAGUGGGCCCGUACGUCUACAGGGAGCUGAUGUCGCACGACAACAUUACGUUCAACGACAAUGGGACCGUUUCGACGAGACCGCACCAUCCGCUGAUCUUUCAGAAGGGCAUGUCCGGCAACCUGCGGGAGGAUGACGUCUUUAUGAUGCCCAACAUUGCGCUGCUGAGCAUAGCGCAUGUGGCCGCCAAACAGCCGUACUUUAUCCGCUGGCCAAUCAAUCUGCUCAUACGGCAAACGAAGGUGCAGCCGCUCGAGCGACAGACGGCGCGCGAGUUUAUGUACGGCUAUCCGACCACGCUGACCACGCUCGGCUACACCUUCCUGCCGAACUGGAUAUCGUUCGACAAGGUGGGCCUGAUCGAUCGGAUGUACGACUUUGAUGAUGAUUUCGAAACGUUCUACACGGGGGAGACGACGGCGAGCGUUUCGGGCCUGUACGAUACCUACCUCGGGUCGCCGGACCUGGCCCAGUGGAAUGGUAGCCAUUGCAGCAACAUUCGCAACGCGUCCGACGGUACCAAGUUUAAGAGCUUCAUCGAGCCGGACGAUCAGCUGCUGUUCUUCCGCAAAAGCAUGUGCCGUGCGCAGAUACUGAUCCAAAACGGUACCGACUACGAGGUGGACGGGCUGAAGGCAACCAAGUUUGUGUUUGAGGAAAAUGCGCUCGAUAAUGGCGAGUACGAUCCGCGCAACAAGUGCUACUGCCGCAAGGGUAACUGUUUGCCGCGUGGUCUGAUCGACGUUACCAGCUGCUACUACGGCUUCCCGAUCGCCCUCAGCUAUCCGCACUUUCUCGACGCCGAUCCGAAGGUGCGGUCACACGUGAACGGUUCCCGGCCGGAUCCGACCGCCCACCGGAGCCAUUUCAUGAUCAAUCCGAUAUCGGGACUUCCGCUGGAGCUGUCGGUCAAGUUCCAGAUCAACAUGGUACUGGACGAUCUGAGCAGUAUGGCGCACUGCGAGAAGUUCUCCAAGCUCGUCGUACCGGCACUCUGGUUCGAAAUUAUGAUGCCAGGGCUGCCGCCAACGCUGCUGUCGCGCUUCCUCUUCUACCUAAAGAUACUGCCGUUCGGCGACCAGGUGGUAAAGCACAGCCUGCUCGCAUUCGGCGGCAUCCUGCUGCUCGUUGCCAUCACGAAGGUGUCGCUGACGCUCUCGUCCGCCUACUCGUCCGCGUACCGCAUCUCGAACGAGCUGCGGGAAAGCCUCUGGUAGCCUAGGGGAAAGGACAGACAGGCACACACCCAACAACAACAACAACAACAACAACACCAGGCCAAAACUGAAUUGCUUUCAUCUCGAGAGUGGGGUGACAAGCAUGCAAGACUAGUUUUGUAGG
This is a messenger RNA of Anopheles arabiensis, 2514 nucleotides long. Its product is annotated as scavenger receptor class B member 1. The record is from RefSeq and is a predicted model, not a curated record. Gene Ontology annotation, molecular function: scavenger receptor activity. Bases 663 to 2390 code for a protein of 575 amino acids. Lineage: Eukaryota; Metazoa; Arthropoda; Insecta; Diptera; Culicidae. Gene Ontology annotation, cellular component: membrane; cytoplasm. The transcript is spliced from 10 exons.